AUGAGGAGUAAAAAGAGAAUCAGCAGACUGAGCCCAAAAGAGAAGUUUCGUCUGUACGGACAGCAUAUGUCCAAAGGUUUUUCAAUGGAAUCCAUUCUAUCAUGGACAUCUGAUCCUUCACAAUUAAGUACAGAAGAGGAAGAAGAAGGAAAACCAACGUCGACUAAAAAGUGGCCUUUGUUUAAACAGAGGUUCACUGAAAUGUUUUGUUCGUGGACUUGCUGCUUACCUUAUCUAAAGGUGCAGCAAUUCAUGUUGAAAAUCGUUUCCCAUUCCAUGUGUGAGUUGGUCAUCACAGCUUGUAUCUUCACCAACACGCUCAUAUUAGCCAUUGAUCACCAUGGAGCCUCUUAUUCAGAGGACCUGGACAAGGGCAACACGGUUCUGACCGUGAUUUUUACUGUGGAAGCUUUUUUGAAAAUUUUCGCUCUGAACCCAGUCCCAUACUUGAGCAAUGGCUGGAAUGCAUUUGACUUCAUUAUUGUUUUACUGAGCUUCUUGGACUGGGGACUCACUGCAGCUAAUGUUAAAUCCUUCGAUCUGUCCAUCAUGAGGUCUUUCAGAAUGCUCAGAGUCUUCAAACUGGCAAAAAGUUGGAAAACUCUUAAUGUCCUCAUCACAGUGAUUUUUGGGUCCCUGAAGGAAAUGGGCAACUUAACCCUGAUAGUGGUCAUCGUGAUUUACAUAUUUGCCGUGAUUGGGAUGCAGCUUGUAGGCCAUGACUAUUUAAAUAAGGAAGCCUUCCCGGACCAGCAAGUCCCCCGAUGGAACUUCAUUUAUUUCUACUCUUCCUUUCUGAUGGUGUUCCGGAUUCUCUGUGGAGAGUGGGUGGAGCCUCUGUACGACUGUAUGCGCUGUUCCAAAAUGUACUUCUGCAUCCCGCUGUUCUUCAUGACAUACAUAGCAGGCAACUUCCUGGUGUUGAAUCUUUUCUUGGCUCUCCUUCUUAACUUCUUUGCCGGAGAUAUCUUCACAACAGAUACAUCAGAUUCUGUUGCCAUGAAGUCAAAAAUCCAAAACUUCAUGUCUGUGGUGAAAAUGCGAAAUAAGCAAGAUCCUUCUGCUGCAAGUGUCGAACCUAGUCCCCAAGACAGCCAACUGUCUGGAAGUUCAACGACCCCAAAUAGCAAGGAAGACUGUGUCUCUGAUGUUAAACAGAAGAAAAAGAAAUGCCCUCCGUCAUCACAUGAAGAGAUCCCCACUGUCAGUGCACAGUGCCGAAAAUAUGAAAAUGGAUCUGCAGUUAUGGUGCUGGAGACAGUGGAGGAAGUUCAAGUAGAACCUGAAAUAGAACAGGUCCAUUCAGUGAGCAGGAAAAGUAAAGAGAAAAGUAAAAAGCAGCCCGUGGAGCACACGGUGACAGAGGAGAAAAAGCAAAAUGCAGAAGUGGAACAGCUGGAGGUGGAGCAGGAGAACAGCGUGAUGCAGCCAUGUGUACCACCCCUCUGCUGCAAGCUGUGCUCCUGCUGUGAGUCAUGGCACAUCUUCACCCCUCUAAGGCACUCGGUCUUCAAACUGGUCAAGCACUCUGUGUUUGAAGGGAUCGUCCUGUUCAUCAUUCUCGUGAGCACAGUAACACUGACAGUGGAUGACAAAUACACCAAGAAGAACCCCAAUAUUCAGGAAGUGCUGCGUUACCUGGACCACUUCUACCUGGCCUUCUUCAACUUGGAAAUGGUGCUGAAAAUAACAGGCCUCGGGGUGACCGGUUACUUCACCAAUGUGUGGACAUUGCUGGACUUUUUUCUGGUUGUGAUUGGUUGGCUGGGUGUGCUGAGCAGCAGCAUCAAAUCCCUCCGAUCCCUGAGAUCCUUCCGAACUCUUCGCGCUUUGAGACCCUUGAGAGCCAUUUCUCGUUGGGAAGGAAUGAGGCUGGUUGUAAAUGCCUUGAUUAGCUCAAUACCCUCCAUCUCAAAUGUCAUGCUGGUCUGCUUGGUGUUCUGGCUUAUAUUUGGCAUUAUAGGAGUUCAGAUCUACGGGGGGAAAUUCUUCCAGUGUGUGGACAGUAAUGGAAUCAGGCUGCCUAUUGAUAUUGUGAACAACUAUUCAGAUUGCAAAGCAAAUGAAAACAAGGGCUAUGAGUGGAAGAACGAAGCCAUUCACUUUGACAACAUCAUGGCCGCCUAUUUGGCUCUCUUGCAAGUAUCAACAUUUGAAGGCUGGAUUGAAAUUAUGGCCAGUGCUGCUGAUGCAAGAGGGAUCGACCUACAGCCUGACACUGAUGCAAACACCUACAGUCUUUUGUAUUUUGUUGCCUUUAUUGUUGUGGGGACAUUUUUCACACUAAAUUUGUUCAUUGGCGUAAUUAUUGAUAACUUCAAUACAGUGCAUAAAAGGUCCAGGAAGGAAGGUGCCUUGGUCAUGCUUUUGACAGAAGAUCAGAGACACUUGUAUGGAGCCUUAAAACGGGUUUCUAAAAUUAGACCAACCAAAAUGAUCCCUUGUCCAAAAAAUGUCGUUUUAUUAUUUUUUUACAAAGUGGUGCAUCAUAAAUACUUCGAACCACUGACGAUUAUUUUGAUAGUUUUAAACAUGUUUCUUAUGACAAGUGAGCAUUAUGGGCAAUCUGACAGUUUUGUUCAAGCCCAGGAUAUGGUGAGCCUGGUAUUCACGUCUUUGUUUACUGCUGAAGCUGUCAUCAAGCUCCUGGGACUGCGACUGUAUUACUUUACUCGCCCCUGGAAUGUCUUUGAUAUUUUAGUGGUCACAGUAUCCAUUGUAGGAAACUUAUUGGAGAAGGCAGCAGAAAACAUCUCCUUUUCCCCCACUAUUCUGCGUGUGUUCAGAGUGGCACGGCUGGGACGGCUGCUGAGACUUGUGAGGUCUCUCAAAGGAAUACGGAGGUUGCUGUUCACACUGAUCAUGUCCAUCCCUGCCCUGUUUAACAUCGGCGUCCUUCUCCUCCUGGUCAUGUUCAUUUACUCCAUUCUGGGAAUGACAUUGUUUCAAGACCUGCCCAGAUCAGGAUCCAUCAAUGAAAUUGUGAACUUUGAAACCUUCGCAAAUAGCAUGUUGCUGUUGUUUAGACUAACCACGGCAGCUGGCUGGAAUGAUGUUCUCCAGCAAAUCAUGAGUAGUGGCACCCAGCCAGCGUUUGUGUGCAUUCUGUACAUGUCCUCCUACAUAUUGGUCACUUUCAUCGUCAUCGUCAACAUGUAUGUAGCUGUUAUUCUAGAAAACUUUACUGAAGCCCAGGAACAAGAGCUGGAAGGAGUCACAGAUGACCACAUCGACAUGUUUUACGAGGAGUGGAGUAACUAUGACCCGUCUGCCACAGAGUUUAUCAGUUUGGAACAGCUGCCAGACUUUCUCGAUAGUCUUAAGUCUCCUCUGAGAAUACCAAAACCAAACGCGGUCAAGAUUGCAGCCUUAAACCUUCCCAUAACCAGCGAGAACAAGCUGCACUGCCUAGAUAUACUGAGAGGGAUCAGCUGUGUGAUCGUGGGCAGAGUGGAAGAAACAGACCCUUUGAGGAAACUGCAAAUGCAAAUAACCACAAGGACACUGAAGAGGUUCCCGAUCCGCAACAACAUACAAACCAGCACCACCACGCUGAUGAUACGCAAGGAAGUCAAGGCUGCCAUGACGAUCCAGAGAGCGUUCCGGAAGUGGAAAAUGCGUCGGAAACUCCUCACAGACCACAAGCGCAAGGACUAGAAGUCUCAGUCCUCCUUCUAGAGAAAUUUAAGGAGCUUGGAAUUCACCAAACCAAUCUCUGAUUUCAUUUUUAGCCACGACUAUGAAUAACAGGCUUUUUGAUCCAGCAAAUGAGGGUGAAAUAUGCAAUAAUGAAGUGAGGAAUUACUGAAGUAUAUAUCUUUUGGGGGGGUCAUGUUCCAUCACAUUUCUAACUGUACAACCCUAAUCAUAAACCUUACAUGUUUCAUCAUAGACUCACUGGAACAGCCUAAUCAUAAACCUGUACAUGUUUCAUCACCAUAGACUCACUGGAACAGCCUAAUCAUAAACCUGUACGUGUUUCACCAUAGACUUACUGGAACAGCCUAAUCAUAAACCUGUACAUGUUUCAUCACCAUAGACUCACUGGAACAGCCUAAUAAUAAACCUGUACAUGUUUCACCAUAGACUCACUGGAACAGCCUAAUAAUAAACCUGUACAUGUUUCACCAUAGACUUACUGGAACAGCCUAAUCAUAAACCUGUACAUGUUUCAUCACCAUAGACUCACUGGAACAGCCUAAUAAUAAACCUGUACAUGUUUCACCAUAGACUUACUGGAACAGCCUAAUCAUAAACCUGUACAUGUUUCAUCACCAUAAACUCACUCGAACAGUUUGCAACAAACUAAUGUUUAUGGUACUCACUUGUGACAAAUUAUAAUGUGUUUGUACUGUAAUGUUUGAUUAUUGUAAAAUUUUAAAUCAGCUGUAUGAAACUGUAUGGACUAAAGGACUUGUUAAUGUAAUAUUGUAAAGCACAGAUUCAUCUUUUUGGGGCUAACAGAUGACAUACUUACAUCGUGGCAGUGAUUGAUUCAUUAAUAUUCCAAGUAUACCAAGCAUCAAAAGAAACUCAUCACUAUGGUAACACAUUUAUGUUUUA
Molecule: messenger RNA, 4563 nt
Organism: Polyodon spathula (Mississippi paddlefish)
Lineage: Eukaryota; Metazoa; Chordata; Actinopteri; Acipenseriformes; Polyodontidae
Product: sodium channel protein type 10 subunit alpha-like
Exons: 17
Coding region: 1-3657 (1218 amino acids)
Biological process (GO): sodium ion transmembrane transport; membrane depolarization during action potential; neuronal action potential
Cellular component (GO): voltage-gated sodium channel complex; plasma membrane
Molecular function (GO): protein binding; voltage-gated sodium channel activity
Source: RefSeq, a predicted model, not a curated record